Molecule: messenger RNA, 1761 nt
Organism: Thelazia callipaeda (thelaziosis nematode)
Lineage: Eukaryota; Metazoa; Nematoda; Chromadorea; Rhabditida; Thelaziidae
Source: the annotation of a GenBank genome assembly
AUGUCAAGCGUGCCCUCUUCCACCAACAACUGCCAAUUGCAACGACUUCAUGCUGAGCCCCGUCUUCGACCUCACCCGACUCUCAGCUUACUAUCUAUUUUCUCAGCAAUUAUUUUGCAAGAAAUAAGAACUGCAAAAAAAAUGCUUUCGAAUGGUUUAUCGAAACCUUCCGCUUUGGAUAUGUUGAUUUCAGGUUGCCCACCUCCGUCAUAUCGUUCAUCAACAAAUGCUGAUGACAGUGGUACGUUCAUCAGCAACGAGUCUUCAUCCUUCCCAGCAACAGUCGGUCCAUGUAUCAAGAGACGAUAUUCCUGGGCUAAUUUAAUUGAAAAGCAUGCUGACCUGAAUCGCAGUGAUUUCCCGCAUUAUUCAGAUUCUUCAUGUUCAGUGCCCUUGACAAGAACCAGUGCUGGUAUUGAAGACAGCAUGCCUUAUUCGCGACAUGUCUCUCAAGUGCCAAAUUCUUGUGCAAAAAACAACAAUUAUCUUGAAAGAUAUAACUUAAGCGGACGAUAUGCAAAACAUUUCACGCCGUUUUAUCAAUUAAACGCAGCUGGCGACCCCAUUGCUAUAUCAAAGUUGGACUCAUCCAACUCGCAGAAAUCGGCAAUGUAUUGUCGGACGACAAAGCGGUGCAUUAAGCAAGUAAGACAGUGGUUGAAGGAGCCAAAAAACAACUUCUCGGCAUUUCUAAUACUUUUGUUGACUCUCGCAUUUUGCUUGACAGUCGCUAUUUUACUUUUUGGCUUGCCCCUCACAGAAGAAUCACUGAAGUUUUCUUGGUUGCCACCUGUGGCAUUUCGUCUUCAACAAAAAUACCCUACAGACGUAAUUAUGUAUGAGGAUGGCCAUCAAGUUCGGUUCAAAAUCCGAGGAAACCUCCCGCUCAAAAAUGAUUAUUUGCUUCUAUACGAUUUUAAGAAGCAAAAGAAUAGUGAUGCUGAAGAAGAUGCUCAAAUUUCGAUGAACAAGUUUCUGAAUUCACUGACUCGGAAUCGUGGGCAGAUUUGUGUUCAAAAACUCUGUAACAAUUUCUUGCUGAGAAUUCCCGUGCAUGUGACAAUCGUUGUAAAAGAUAAAAUUCAGAGGAAAAUAGCGAUAAUCGACUCAUCACUGAAAAACAGUGGCAAAAAUUUGAUUUGUUUCGUUAUGAACAUGAAUAUUUCAUCAAUGCCGGACAGAGCUGCUCUCGAACUUGGAGCUCAAAAUGCUUUUAAGCGCAAAGAACAAACUCAAGGUUGGGAAGAAGUAUGGCACUUUGUGCCUGUAUCAUAUUUCGAUGAUGUAUCUACAAUCUUCGACCCAUCCAUUGCUGACUGCGAGGGAUCACGAUGGAUUUUACUCAACUACACUGAAGUCAAUCAAAGAGAGCAAAAGUGUAGUGAAUGUUACGAUUUUUGCUUGCCUGAACUUGGUCUUGAACGCGAUCGUUUACGAGCAGAAUCAUUUCUAAAUAUAGUACGUCGUGACUGUUUUUAUAUUUUCGUACCGGAAUGGCGUUCCUUUGCUGCAGCAUACGCGAAAAGACAGCACCAACUUGACUUUGAACGCUUUGGUCAUGAUGGGAAGAAUCGGUUGAGUCUCAAUGUGAAUGAUAAUGCAAACGAAAACAGAUUUGGCAGGAAUCAUUUCAAUGUUAUUAGUGAAAUAGCAGAACCUAUAACAGAUCAGCGCCAACGUCAAAUUUUCGAGUCAAAAUGGAUCUCACUGCAAGAAUUACCCGGUAAAUCAGAUGCACCUCGACUUUUCUCCAAACCUUAG